AUGUCUCGUGGCCAGAACCAUCAACGGGGGCCUUUGAAUCCCAUUUGGACAGCAGCCCGUUAUGCCAAUUGGCAGUCAUGGCACUUGGUAGACCGGGCCUCUCCUGGCAUCUGUCAUUCACCUGUGGAUCCCUGGCUUGCGUGCAUCUGCUGUGGGGAUUCCAGGUGCACAUGCUCAGCCUUGAAAAAGAAGAGCUUGGGGGCACCUGCCUUGCCUGACAGUAACGAGCUUAUCCUCCGGGAUCUCAAGGGGGGCACUCCAGGACCCCCAUAA
Messenger RNA from Elephantulus edwardii (Cape elephant shrew), 273 nucleotides. RefSeq names its product chromosome unknown open reading frame, human C22orf29 (gene RTL10). NCBI's taxonomy places the organism in Eukaryota, Metazoa, Chordata, Mammalia, Macroscelidea, Macroscelididae. The record is from RefSeq and is a predicted model, not a curated record.